Molecule: messenger RNA, 1338 nt
Organism: Symbiodinium necroappetens
Lineage: Eukaryota; Dinophyceae; Suessiales; Symbiodiniaceae
Source: the annotation of a GenBank genome assembly
AUGGGCACCUAUGGGGUGCCAUGGCCUCAAGAUGCUGGACAGGUCUUGAAGUAUCUGGAAGAGCGGCAUGCUGUCACUAGCUUGGGUCAGACCGUACCCAGGCCUGUUUAUGAGCUGGGGUUGCGGUUUACUGCUUUCACUUUGUUGCUCAUGACCUGGGCGAGCCUUCGCUGUGACGACGUGCAGAACAUCGACCCCGAGACCGUUGGCCUGAGUGGAUAUGACUGGCUAGGCGAGGGCUACAAGCUUUUGAGCGAGUGCAUUGUCGUGGGCUUCCUGGAUGCUGAAGGUUUGGCUUUGCAGUUGCGCCGGCUUCUCAAGCAUUUGCCGACGCCGGUGAGGCAACAAGGGGUUUGGAAGGUCGCGCGCGAGUUGCUUUUCCCAGGGGAGAUGGCCAACUUCUGGACAGGGCACAGUGCACGGCAUGUUGCUACCAGUCUUGCUGCUGCAUUAGGCGUGAGCAAGGACCGGCGAGAUUAUCUUGGGCGCUGGGCUUAUGCUCAGCAUGGCUCACAGGAUUAUGUUUUGACUUCGAGGCAGGUGGUGCAGAAUUUCAUUUGCAAAUGCCUCAUCGUGGGGCACCCAGAUGGCGGGUACACUGAGGAGGAGUUGUUCUGCACCAUGCGAUCAUACGCUGAAGCAUUGCAUCUUGCUGGGGAUGAAAUAAAGCUUGCUCUGUCCUGCAGUGGGAUGAUGUGGAGGGUUAGGGCAGCAGCCGGCAACAUGGGUGCCGAUCUGCCUGGGCCUUACCAAGACUUCGAGCAAGAAGAGGUUGAAAGUGCCGAAGGCUCAUCAACCAGUGGAUCUGAGGACACUCAGGUGGAGAACCCGGUGGAACCGGAGGGGAUCGUCUGCAUGUUUGCAAUUGCUGCCGGUGGAGUGCAGCCUGAGAGUGAAGAGUUAAGACCUCAGCGCGCUCGUGCAAUCAUGGCGACCGACCUGCCGGCCGGUGUGGACCAGGCAGCAGCCUUGAAUCAUCUGGAUAAGAAUGUGAGCUCCGACUUGGUGCAUAUCUUUCAAGAGUGUGGUGUACCAUUGGGGCUGCAGUACCGGCUCACUUUGAAUUUUCAGUCUGUCAAGCGUUUUUCUACAUAUGCCGAUUCCCGGGCGGAUGUGCGAACCGCUCUGAAGGAUGAUCAUACUCUGGAGGCGACUGAUCAGGCGACCCGGGCAGCUGUGGCCUCGGUGGUCUCCGCUUGGGAGACUGCGAAAGAAUAUGCGAGCAAGGAGUCCGAAUUGCGGGCUGAGGCUCGCGUGCUAGGCGUCAGCAGACCGGUGUCGCAAACAGAGAAGCAAGCGAUGCGUGCGGCGUAUGAAGCUGCGCACGGCAGCCUCGAG